AUGGCGUGGCCGCGGCUUCUCUCCCUCCUGAGCCGUCCUUGGGUCCGCCGCCUGAGCGGCAGUUGCUAUCCGCUGAGGGAGCACCGGGGGCUGCUGCGGCUCCGAGGCCCGAACACCCCGGCUUUCCUGCAGGGUCUCGUCACCAACGACACAGAGCGGCUGGAGGAGGGCGCCGUGUACGCUCACCUGCUCAACGUGCAGGGGCGGAGCUUGUAUGAUGUCAUCCUGUACAGGCUCUCCUCAGAAGCGGAUGGACAGUCUGAUACCCUACUAGAGUGUGACAUCCAGGCGUUGGGGCCCAUCCAGAAACAUCUGCAGGUCUACAACUUCCGGAAGAAGGUGGAGGUGGCGCCCUGUCCGGAGCUGUCGCUGUGGGCCGUCCUUCCAGGUCAGAAACCGCAGGAUGGUCUCGGGGAGAGGGCGCCGAGCCCAGUGGUGGUGUGCAGCCCUGACCCUCGAGUGCCGGCGAUGGGAUGGAGGAUUGUGGCCCCGACAGACGGGAAUAUCACCGACCUGCUGCCUGGAGCUCAGCCGGGAAACUACGAGGAGUACUGCAAGCACCGAUAUGAACACGGUGUUCCAGAGGGGAUGAAGGACCUUCCUCCAGGUGUGGCUCUACCGCUGGAAUCUAACCUGGUUUAUAUGAACGGAAUCAGUUUUUCCAAAGGAUGUUACUUGGGCCAGGAGCUAACAGCCAGGACUCACCACACCGGAGUUAUCCGCAAGCGCCUGGUGCCUGUGCACCUCUCAUCCCCGUUACCAGCUGAAUGUCAGGAAUCAGAGAUAGUCACGGCCUCUGGGAAAGCGGCUGGUAAAUACAGAGCUGGAAUUGGUGACUUAGGUCUUGCCCUGUUGAGGCUGGAACACCUUGGAGUAGACCUUCAGAUAAAACUAGGAGGCCAGGAGCCAGUCAAUGUGAAGGCCUCCACCCCAGAGUGGUGGCCAAAGCCUGAGAAUACUUCAUGA
Messenger RNA from Staurois parvus, 966 nucleotides. The record is from the annotation of a GenBank genome assembly. NCBI's taxonomy places the organism in Eukaryota, Metazoa, Chordata, Amphibia, Anura, Ranidae.